AUGGCGUCCCAGUCAAAGCUCUCCCUCUCGAGGGACCGCAACAUCCGCAACGUCGUCAGCGAGCUCACGCGGCUCUACCUAUCUAACCGAUCGCGCAUCUCGCGCGCCGUCUGGAUCACGCUCUUCGUUGCCCUCGUCAACCGCGUGCGGCAUGCCAUCUCGGAGCAGAAAGCUGCGUCGGCGCGCGAGGCCGCUCAGCGCGAGGCCCGCCGCGCUACCGUCUCAGCCGGCGGCGAAGAGACGCCCAAAAAGAAGGUUGCGCUCGAUCGCCAAUUCUUCCGGUCUCUGCUGCGGCUGCUCAAGAUUGUUGUUCCCGGGUGGCGUAGCACGGAAACGAGGAUGCUGAUCAGCCACAGUUUCUUCCUGGUGCUGAGGACGCUGAUUAGCUUGAGGGUGGCAGAGAUGGACGGUGCCAUUGUGAAGGCGUUGGUCAAGGGGAACGGGAAGGAGUUCUUGACCAGGAUCCUUUGGUGGAUGUUGAUCGCCGUGCCGGCGACCUUCACAAACUCAAUGUACAUCCACGACAAAUACCUCUCCAACCUGACGUUUUACGGCAUCUCGGCUCUCGACGACCGGAUAAAGAAUCCGGAUCAGCUCAUUGCCGUGGACGUUUCCAAGUUCUCCAACAGCCUGGCGGAACUGUACAGCAACUUGGCCAAGCCACUGUUGGACAUGACCAUCUACACGUGGUCACUGUCCAAGAGUGUUGGCGGCGAGGGGGUAGUCUUCAUGUCACUCCUCGUUCAGCUUUCCGCCAACGUCAUGAGAGUCCUCACGCCGCCGUUUGGCAAAUACGUCGCCGACGAGGCCAGACUCGAAGGUGAAUUCCGCUACCAACACUCCCGUCUGAUAGACUACAGCGAGGAGGUCGCUUUUUACGGCGGCCACGUGGCGGAAAAGGACACGCUCGACAAGGGCUACUUUACGCUGAUCAAGCAUGUCAACUACAUUUUAAGGCGGCGAUUCUACCACGGAUUCAUGGAGGACUUUGUCAUCAAGUACUUCUGGGGUGCGCUGGGUCUGCUCCUUUGCAGUGUCCCCGUGUUUGUCAAGUUACCUGGCCAGGUUUCGAUGAACAUGGGCGACAGGACCGAGUCGUUUGUCACCAACAGGCGCAUGCUGCUCUCUGCCUCGGAUGCCUUCGGCCGCAUCAUGUUCUCCUACAGGGAGAUCAUGGAGCUGGCCGGCUACACGUCGCGGGUCGCGUCGCUGCUGGACGUCAUGGACGACAUCCAGUCGGGGCACUUUGAGAAGAGACUGGUCUCAUCCAGCGGCAUCGAGGACAACGAGGCCGUCUUGCGGGGACGGGGAACCGUUCACGAGAGCGAAUUCAUCAAGUUUAUCCAUGUCCCCAUCAUCUCGCCAAACGGCGACGUCCUCGUCAGGGCCCUGUCGUUCUCCCUCGCCCAGGGCGACCACCUCCUCGUCGUCGGCCCCAACGGCUGCGGCAAGUCCUCCCUCUUCCGCAUUCUCGGCGGCCUCUGGCCCGUCUACGGCGGCACGGUCUACAAGCCUCCCUUCCACGCAAUCUUCUACCUGCCCCAGCGCCCCUAUCUCUCGCGCGGGUCUCUGCGCCAGCAAGUCAUCUACCCCGACUCCCUGCGCCAGAUGCGCGCCCGCGGCGUCACCGACGCGGACCUCGUGUCCAUGUUGAAACUGCUCGAGCUCGGACACCUCGUCGACCUGUACCCCGAGGGCUGGGACGCCGAAGCCGAGUGGCGUGACGUGCUGUCCGGCGGGCUCCAGCAGCGCGUCGCCAUGGCUCGUCUCUUCUACCAUCGCCCCAAGUACGCCAUACUGGACGAGUGCACGAGCAGCGUCACGCUCGAGACAGAAAAGAUCAUGUACGACAACGCCAAGGCUUUGGGCAUCACACUCAUGACUGUCAGCCACAGGAGGAGCUUGUGGAAGUACCACACCCACAUCUUGCAGUUUGACGGGCAGGGCAAGUAUGUGUUUACAAGGUUGGAUGCCGACAAGCGGCUAAGGUUGGAGGAUGAAAAGGAGGAGCUGGAGGUCAAGUUGCGGCAGGUUCCCGAGCUGGAGCGGCGGCUGGAAGAGUUGACGGCCGUGUGA
Molecule: messenger RNA, 2076 nt
Organism: Metarhizium album ARSEF 1941
Lineage: Eukaryota; Fungi; Ascomycota; Sordariomycetes; Hypocreales; Clavicipitaceae
Product: ABC transporter
Exons: 4
Coding region: 1-2076 (691 amino acids)
Biological process (GO): fatty acid beta-oxidation; long-chain fatty acid import into peroxisome; very long-chain fatty acid catabolic process
Cellular component (GO): peroxisomal membrane
Molecular function (GO): ABC-type transporter activity; ATP binding; ATP hydrolysis activity
Source: RefSeq, a predicted model, not a curated record